This is a messenger RNA of Liolophura sinensis, 12726 nucleotides long. Its product is annotated as 3'-5' exoribonuclease HELZ2-like. Gene Ontology annotation, molecular function: metal ion binding; protein binding; miRNA binding. The transcript is spliced from 28 exons. Gene Ontology annotation, biological process: miRNA processing. The record is from RefSeq and is a predicted model, not a curated record. Bases 80 to 12034 code for a protein of 3984 amino acids. Lineage: Eukaryota; Metazoa; Mollusca; Polyplacophora; Chitonida; Chitonidae.
CACAUUAGGCAGAAAUUUACACCUUCUAGCCUGGGAAUGAAGACUCGUCAUAUUCUGAACUGUCUUGUCAUUAGCCAUCAUGGCAAAUCGUGAGGAAAGGCAUUAUCGAAUAAUGGAGUUUCAAUCAAAUGAGGAGGUUGUUUAUGAAGAGCCAGUGGCACCAAAGGAACACUUGCUGCUGUACAUGCAGGACUUGAAGGAAGAAGGCAAUGCAUUUUUCAAGGAAGAAGAUUAUCAAAAUGCCUGGAUGUUUUACAGCAAAGCACUCAAUGUGGCCAUGGAUUUAAAGAUGCAUUACUACGAGAAUGUGGACAGAGCCUUUCUGUCGGCUUUAUUCUCAAACAGGGCAAUGUGUUGUCUGAGACAAAUGCGGUAUGCUGAUGCUGUUCAAGAUUGUGACUGGGCUAUCAGCAUAGAUGAUGACAAUAUUAAGGCCCAUUAUCGUAAAGUACUGGCAUUGAAAGGCAUGAAGGAAUACAGGAAAGCAUUGAGGGCAGCUGAAGCAGGAAUGAAGAAGCAAUCAUCAACAUUUUUCAAGGAUUUGCUAUUGGAGCUGCAGGAUUUGAUCGCUGCUGAAAGGUCGUACCCAUUCCCCCCCCUACACAGGAAUUGGGGCCAUCGGGUGUCAUUAGAGGUGGAAGACGUCUCAUCUGAACAAGAACCUGAUAGUGAUUGGCUUAAGGGCACUAAUGUGCAUGUGACAGAGGAAUAUUUGGAAAGGAAAACUAAAAUGCCACCAAAAAAGAAGAAAGGAAAAAAGACAGGAGGUAAGAAGAGAGCAGCUGAACAGGCACCCAAGGAGGCCUCCAAAGAGCUCUCUGAGGGUUGUGAUGGCGUGAAGAACAUUCAGAGUGGGACAGAAAGUGAUGAGAACAAUUUGGAGGCCGAUGAAUAUUUUGUCAGAUCUUACUGCAAAAUACGAGGAGAGAGUAGCACCAGCGUUUCAAAGAAUGCUCAUCAAGAGAUGACGGGAUCUAAACUAUCCAGAACUGAUCUGCACAAUAACUUAUCUUCACCAAGUAAAGCUGUAUCAGAGAAGAAAAUUGAGAUACCUAAAGCAUCUUCCCAUGGCAAAGGCAAGAAGGUCAAAUGUCGAUUAUCCGAGCUGCAGAGGACGUUGUUGGAGUUGCCGAUAAGGGAGGAAUAUGACUUCAAGCUAGCCUGUAAGGAGUGCUUUGUUAAGUUACGUGAGGGAAAGAAUGGUAGUAGGCACGUGGUGAAUCAGAAGCAUCCUUGUACCCGAGACUUGCUAAUUGUGAGAGACCGCCAGCGGUCAGGCCCAGGCUGGAUGAAAAUCCGAAGACGACCACAUAUAAAAGCCCAACACUUCUUUGGAAACUUCAGACUCUGUCAGCAGUAUGCUCAGGGGCAGCCAUGUCGUCUAGGAGACGAAGACUUAUGUACCUUUUGUCAUAAUCAGCCUGAACUAGAUCUCUGGACAUUUGACAGAAAAGGCUCAUUCAAUAUUGACGCCUUCAUGAAAACAGCUGCAGAAUUGAAGCUGUAUGAGAGUGCAGAGUUAACGAAGGCUAUGGGGAAUGUGGCUGUGAAGAAACAAAAUGUUCCAGGCAUGUUGUAUAAACAUGGACAGUCCAAAUCUUGUCAGUCACUGAACAUUGACCUGCCGUACAGCUUACCACAUUCUCCCUCCCAAAAUGUUACUUCCCUGAAUUUAGCAGGAAAAGUCGUGAGACCAAAAUCAGGACCAGUGAAUAGUGUUCCCGCCAAAGUCCCACAGGUAGAUCAAACUGGGGGAUCCAGAAAUGGACAACAAGUGAAUAGUGUUCCCGCCAAAGUCCCACAGGUAGAUCAAACUGGGGGAUCCAGAAAUGGACAACAAAUGAAUAGUGUUCCCGUCAAAGUUCCACAGGUAGAUCAAACUGGGGGAUCCAGAAAUGGCCAACAAGUGAAUAAUAUUCCCGCAGAUGUACCAUACUUAGGAUAUCAAACUGGGGGAUCUAUAUUUGGACAACAAGUAGACAGUAUUCCCGCAGAUGUCCCACACUCAGGAUAUCAAACUGGUGGAUCUACAUUUGGGCAAAUGAAUGGUGUACCCUCUAGAAGUGAUCAAACUUUAGGAUCUAGAUUUGGACAAACUCAUGGCGUAUCCUCUGGAUCCUCACAUGUAGGCAAUCAGACUGAAGGAUCAAGACAGCCACAGCAGAUCAACAAACUUCCCUCCUGUAGAUCUAGUGAGUACCCGGCAGAAACUUUGCAAAAUGACUGGCAUUUUCAGACAUCAUUGACCUUCACAAAUUCUACCUGUUCCAAUCAAACGUUGUCCUAUGGAGCUGAUGGACCAGUGGUCCAUCAAGUGCCAACACUAGGCUCCUUUUUGCCUGAUGUCUUGUCAGUGCCAACUAACCUAUUUCCAGACCAGCCAAAUGUUCUGAUGAAUGAUUUAAGUGGCCAGGCACCAACGGUAACUAAGCAUGUACCAGCCCAGCCACCUGUGUUGACCAACAAGCAACCAUCUAUGAUGAUUCACCAGUAUCCACCCCAGGCACAGAUUUUCAAUGACCAUUUCCUGUCUAUGCCACCACCACCACCAACGAACCACUGUCCGAUCCAUCAAGCACCAGCCCACCAGGGUCAGACAUCAAAAACACAGUCUGUUCCUAAACUGACAAAUCCACUGGGGGGCAAGUAUGACUUUAAAAUUGUUUGCAGCCAGUGUUUUUGCUUUACUGGAUUUCCUGGCAGUUACAAGUACAAAAACCACACACAUAAAUGUGAAGAGAAUAUGUUAGCCAUGAUUUGCUGCAGUACUAAGAAAUGGGUGAGGGUGCGAGAGAGAACUAGUCAUCGAGACUUUCCUGGCCAUUACAGGACGUGUGACAGCAUAACUUUGGGCAACCCCAGCCUGUGUAAAUUUAAAGAAGAGCGAUGUAGCUUUGCUCACAAUGAAGCAGAGAAGCUGCUUUGGCGAAUGGAAAAAGAAGAAAAAUGGAGUGUAACCGAAUUUAUCAUGCAGCAAAGAAGCAUUAACACCUAUGGUGGCUACUCUGCUUUGGAGAUCAUCAACAAGCAUCCGGGACAUUUUGAUUUUAUUUGUAGACUGUGCUAUUUUCAGUAUCAGCUUCUCAGUGGCCAGAUUGAUAAGAGCUGCAGUGGACCAGCCCGUCAUUCCUGGGAUCAGUGGAAAACAUUAGCCCAUUUUAGCACCUCUGGUGUGAUUACUCUUAUCAGCAAAAGAGGUUUCACAAACAAAACAGCUUUCUUCAAGAUCUGUAAAAAUCUCCAUUUCUGCCAUAAGAAUGUCUCAGGGGAUUGCCGAUUUGCCCACAGUUUUGUAGAGCGUGAUGUCUGGAUGCUGGAAAGAGAUACAGACAUCACACCAGAGCAGAUUGUUGUGGAAACGUCACAGCUGAAAGCAAAACAAGAUGGACAUGGUUUUGGUGACAUGAAUGCAGAAAAGAACGAAUCAAAGUGUAAUCUGGAAGAAACACCUGCUGUUCCUGAAGAAAUAACUUGUCCCUUCGUUAUUCAUAAAGUGUGUGGACUUUGCUUCAAGAAUGGCUCCAUGAAGUAUCAGGAUGGUACUAAAGAUCAGUGUAGCAAUCGAAACAAAGCUCAUCUGAUGUGGAGUAAGAACUGUAUAUACAUCAAUAUGGCUCACAAGAAAGAAGUUCGUCCUCUGCCCAACAAGAUCCCAGCAAACCUUAACUUUGUCAUGUGCCAACACAUACGGGAGAAGAAACGCUGCGACUACAAUCUUGGUGGCCCCUGUCAGUUUGCUCACAGUCAGGAGGAAAUAAAGAUCUGGCAGUGGAUGGUGUCCAAUAAAGUGAAAACCCUGGAGCAGCUGUUUAAGAUCAGUCAUCAGAGUCAGAAAUCCAUAUCAGAUCGUAAAGCUGAAAAAAUAUCUGCCCAGUUAUCAGCCCCAACCCAAGUAGCUGAAAGUGCUAGCAUACCAAUGAGUACCCGCUACUGCUGGUACUGUGGGGUCUCCUGUACUGGAGACAAACAGUGGGAUGAACACAGGUCUUCCCAGAAACACAGCCUCAACCUCAACUCUGACAAGGAACAUCCCUGGAAUUACAGGGAGCCACCAGUGGGAAUUGAAUACAAGCUUUGUGAGAAACAUCAGGAUGGUGAACACUGUGCAUACUCUUUGAAGCCGGAGAUGUACAACCACUGCCAGUUUGCUCACUCCAUUGAAGAACUAGAUGAAUGGCAUGAGCGCUACGAGUGGAGAAAAAUGAAACGUGAAAUGGCCAGACAGCAAAAUGUAUACUCAUACAUGGAUCAACUUUUAGAGCGCUACAACAGUGCGGAAUCAGGCUCUUCAGUGAUGGUUGAGUCACUUGAGAAUGUGGAUAUUAAGAUGACAGGGGACAGGUGUGUGUACCUGGAGAGUAAAGGAUCUGCUUAUGUCUGGGUGUUUGAAAUAAAGACAUUGGGAGAUGUAAAAUUGGAGAAGGUGGCGUUAUUAUAUAACAAAGACAGACUGCACUUUGAAUUGGGUGAUGCGAAAAACACUGACAGUUGUCAGUUCGCUCACGGGGAGAUGUUUGUUUCACCCGGGUCUUCUGAAAACAAGCAUUACUCUGUGAAAGUACAGUUCUCUGCAGCUAUGUUCGGAUCAUUCAAUCAGUGGGUGGUGUUUGACUUUGGCCUGGAUGUUGUUGUUGUUCGAAAGCUUCAGGUGGAGAUAGGAAGUAGGCUUAUACAUGAAAAGAUCAAACAUUUAAGGCAAGAACGCACAUUUGAUCGUUGGACUGGUGAAAAUCGCAAAAUAGUUCGGAUGCCCAAGGUUCUGGAUGAUUUUGAAAAACACCUUCUGUCUCGCUACAAACAACCUGAUUCCAGUGAGAGUGUUAUAACACAUGACAUGUUGGCUCAGGCGUUGAAUCGAAAUAACUACACCCACAGGAUGUCAAAGCUUUUACAGCUGGAGGAACUCGCUCGACACAAGAUCAUAUCCAGUUACAACAUGAUCACCACCAUUGAGCUGUCAAACAACAUAACUGAGGGAGAGUUUCUGUGUGCUCUCCCAGGAGAACUCUACGCUCAUGUCCCCCUCGAAGGGAAGGUGAAUGAAGAUACAGAUGCAGGAGAGCUCAUUCUGACCAGUGUGAACCACGUUCUUCUGGCUCCUCAAAACGACAGCCAGGAGUGUGUCUAUGAGGCGGCCAUUGUUUCCACUGGGACUGGUUACUGGCGUGGACAGAACUAUGUCUAUCUUCACCUUCCAGCAGAGUGUUGUUCAGCACUUAAACUGAAGCAUGGGGACAAACUGGAUGUGGAGAUCCAGUUUCAAUUGGACAGACUGGUUUUCUGUAAGAUGCAUUAUGCUGUGGAUCAGAUGGCAGUGAAUAUGGAUCUCCUCUUCCCUGACAUAUCUCAGCUCCCACGUGUGCUGGAUGCUGAGCAGGACUUUCAAGUGAGAACCUGCAUGUUGAAUCCUAACCAAAUCUCGGCUGUUCAUCACAUUGUUGCAAAGACAAAGGGUGCCGUCUCACCCCUGGUCAUUUAUGGACCAUUUGGCACAGGGAAAACGGAGACCUUAGCUCAGGCUGCAAUGUUGUUGUUGUCAGAGAGACCUGAUGCAAGAAUUCUGAUAUGUACAGAGGGUAAUAAUUCUGCAGAUUUGUACAUUGAGAAACAUCUCAAUCCUUUCCUGGAGAAAACUAGUAAAGGAGCAAAGAUGUUGCGUCUCUAUGCUCCAGAAAGGAGAGUGAGUACGGUGCAGCCUGUCGUACUCCAGUACUGUGUUCUCUCAUUGACCAAAGACCAUUUCCUCAUUCCAUCCAGACAAGAGGUAAUGAAUUACAAGGUGUGCGUAGCCACCCUGAAUAUGUCCCUAUACCUGGUCCACAAGCAGAUGCAGGGCGUCUUUACUCAUAUCUUUGUGGACGAGGCAGCCCAAGUCUUGGAGUGUGAAGCUAUAAAGCCUUUAUGCCUGGCCGACCCGAGCACAUGUGUGGUGUUAACUGGGGACCACAUGCAGCUUGGUCCCACUAUGUACUGUGAAGAGGCACGGAAACUGAAGUUUGAUCGCUCUUUGUUAGAGAGAAUGUGCAAUUUCUACAGGGAGACCAUCAACCACAUUUCUGAAAAAAAUGUUCCACACAUUCUGUUCAACAAAAACUACCGCUCAAAGAAGGAAAUUCUCCAGUUCAUUGCCUCAGUUUUCUAUGGGGGUCCAGAGACUUUGACCUCAGAGAGCCACAUACCGUCAGUUAGAGGUGUAAGCCCUCUUACAUUCUACUCUGUGCAGGGGCAAGAAUCACAGGAACACGAUAGCACGUCUUACUACAACAUGGCAGAGGUAGAAGAAGUGGUGGAGAGAGUUGCCGAACUUUACAACAAUUGGCCGAAAGAGUGGGGACCAAGAGAUGCUAGAUUAAUUUGUGUGACAGCGUCAUACAGUGAUCAGAUCAUCUACAUAAGGAGAGGCCUAAGAAGGAAGUCAACUGAGUUAAGAGAUGUGACUUGUCAAAAGGCCCAGAAUAUGCCAGGUCGCGAGUUUCGGGCUGUUUUUGUGACCACUGUGCGGACCCAACACUUUGCAGACACACAGGAUGUGGAAUGUAACCUGGGCUUUUUGUCAAAUCCAAAACUCUUGAACACAGCACUGACAAGAGCACAAAGCUUGGUCGCUGUGGUUGGCAACCCUGUGUCCCUUUGUGCGUUAGGACAGUGCAUGACCAUCUGGAGGUCAUUCCUAAAAGAGUGUCAAAACAUGAAAAGUAUUUACCCUAAGACAGUCACCAUGCAGACCAUAAAGCAGGGUGUUCAGAGCAUGUUGACAUCCAACAUGGGGAAGAAGCUUCUACAGAAUGCUGAGAAGAAUAGGUCCUCCAGCCGUUUUCCUGCAAUUGUUCCUGCAAAUAAGGAGUCUCAAGAUUUACCAGAAAUAUCUCAGGGGCACACAAGGAAUCCUGGAGCUGCCUCCAUUGUAAAUCAAAGCUCUCCUGCUAACCUGCCAGAACUGACUACUGACAACUUUUUGGAUGACUGGGACUGGGACUAUAUGCUGGAACCUGAUGACAUUAUCCAGCAGUUGGCUGAGCAAGAGGUCAAGUCUGAGCUUGUAGAACUUUAUGAGAAAGGUAAAAAACAGGGCAAAGGAGGAGAUGAAGGACUAAGUGUAGACUUUUCUGGGCCUCUGAAGAUGCAGUGUAUUGAAAUCAGAGAGCAACAUGGCCAUGCUGUUAUCUCUUACCCUCCCCUGGUGGAGGAAGUGAGAAAGAGAAAGCUAUUAUCGGCUGAUGAUGCUGGGAAAGAAUUUGACUCGGACAGUGAUAUAUCUGAUGUGGAGGAUGAAGGACGCAGAAAAAUCUACAAUGAACUAACUCAUCAAGAAUUGGUUACUCUUCUCCAGUCUGAUCCUGGUCAUUAUGUGCACUGUAUCCUUCACUGUGACAGUCGACGAAUGUAUGCAGAGAUCCUCAGCAAGGAAUGCGCAUUAGGUGAGGUGGAAAUCAGCUGUCGAAAAAGGUGUGGAAGAGCCUUUCAUGGGGAUGAAGUUGUUGUGAGAAUGUUGCCAAAAGAGGUUGUGAACAGUGACGAAUCCACUUCUGCUGAAACAGUACACGGCGAGGUUGUGGGAAUUCUGAAACGUAGCAUGAAUCCCGAAUACAGGGUGUUUGUUUGCACUGUGGAACCAAAGAAUACUGGUGUAAUGAUUCCACUGAACAGAGGUGUUCCAAGGAUAUAUAAUCUUUCCAUGAAAAAACAGCUGAAGAAAGCAAGGAAAGACGAGGUUCAAGUGUACAGAUUCAUGAAAGACAAGAGUAUAGUCCCAUACAAUUCUGUGAAAAUAAAUCCCCAAGAUCCUGAGAAGGAUUUAUUUGUUGUGAGAUACUUGAAGUGGGAUGCCAACUGUCCUUUGCCACUUGGAAUCGUUGUCGGUGUCAUUCCGCCUGGCAACAGCAUUGAAAAUGGAAUGGAAAUCCUGAAUAGAGAGUACCAGAUUCCCAAGAGAUAUUCUGCUGAGACAGAGAAAUUUGUACAAGAACAACAGUCCAAUAGUGUUCAACUUCCUCAUGAAGUCUUACAGAACAGACUGGACUACAGAGACAAAAUAGUAAUUACCAUCGAUCCCCCGUUCUCCAAGGACCUUGAUGAUGCACUCAGUCUUGAAAGAUUGUCUGAUGACAGGUACCUUGUAGGUGUCCACAUUGCUGAUGUUUCAUAUUUUGUCCCUCCUGGCUCUGCCCUUGAUCGUGAAGCUGCAGGAAGAGGAGUAUCUUUCUACCCAAUGAUAGCGGAAACCAUCCACAUGUUGCACCCACAUUUCAGCACAAAUGUUUGCAGUCUGCUCCCUGACACUGACCGCUUGACCGUUUCUGUCUUCUUCACAGUUUCCAGUGAAGGGGAAAUUCUAAGUGUUGAUCCUGAACGCUGUAUAAUAAAAGCAAAGUGCCUCAGCUACACAGAUGUAGAAAAUCUUCUCCAUGACACUGAGACGCCGCAUGAAGAUAUUAGGAGCCGCUUGCUAGCCUUGGGUAAACUUGCUCAGAUAUGGAGAUAUCAGCGUCUUGGUAAUGCUUACCUCUCUCAUCAAAUGGAUAUAGAAUCCCGAGAGUCUCCAAAUGCUCACCUGUUGGUAGAGGAACUGAUGAUCAUGACCAACCAUCAGAUGGGCGAAUUACUGAUAAAACAUUUCCCAGAAUGUACCCCGCUACGGCAACAACAGUUCCCUCACCCGGCUGCUCUGGAGAAGUGGAAAGAAACUCAUGCUGCUGCCGCCGCAAAUACUGUGGCCCUAACUAGACCAUUUCUUGAAGACUACUCCAUAUGUCAAUGUAAAAGAGCCUGCACGUGUGUGUUCAACUUUAUGAUGAGCCAGAAGAUAAUGGUCCCUCAGGAGGUUUCUUUGUUGACAUCCACAUGGGAGGCCAUGUGUCGAGAAGCUGAUUCGGGAAACUACAGAGCUGUUCAAGAGCUCAUUGUUCAGGCUGAAAACCACCCUAGUCAGAUGAUCGCUCAGUUGCAGCUGUAUAAAAUACAGGAAAGGGCCGUUUAUGUUUGCUCUGGAAGUCUGGAUAAGGAAGAAAUGGGGCAUUAUUCGCUGAAUUUGCCCUAUUACGUGCAUUUCACCAGCCCUAUCCGCAGGUAUGUUGACCUUGUGGCUCAGAGGCUAGUGUGUGCCCUGAUCGAUGGCAAACCAUGUCCUUACAGUCCGGCAGACGUUGAGAGACUGUGCAGAAAGACAACUGAUGCAUCUGUGUUGGCCUCUCGCUAUCACAAAGCCUGUUAUUUGCUACAGCUGGCAGCUGCUUUGAAAGAUAGGCCUUUGGUUGUCUAUCCUUUGGUAGAAGAAGUGUCUGAAGAAAAUGUGAAGUUGCAGAUUCCAUCUGUCCCUGAAAUUCCUCCACCCCAGAGGCAGGUGAAGUUUGCCCUCUUGGCUCCCAUCAAGAUGCCUGUUCUUAGUGAAGAACAGAAAAGUGUCAAGGUAUUUUGGCAGCAUCGAGUGUAUGAGUUGCCUGCUAACAACAUAGAGAAGAUAAAGAUUCUGCCUCAGCCUACGAUCAAGUUGAACCCUGACAAGUUUGUGUCAAAGGUAUCUGCCUACAAUUGGCAGCAAUUGCUUUGUGCAGCGCGACAGCCCGUGUCUGGUAAAAUUAGUGAUGGCAUGCAUCUAUCAACAAAGGGCAGUUUACCAGCUGUGUUUGAUUCCAUGAAGGGCUCGGUGAAAUGUCUGGUGAAAGAUGGAGAUUUCAGGACAGAUGUGACAUCAGAAGUUGAGAACAAUGAAACAAUUAUCAGACAUCUUAGAAGCUUCUCAACUGAUAUUCAUAACAGUGCUGUGUUGAAAGCUCAAGUGGCCUCCACCAUGUGUCAUGGUAUGCUGUCCCCAACACUGCAACUUCUCAGCCUCACACCACGGUUGGAUGUUUGUUUGGAGCAUCGCAGAGACCCAGCAUAUUGUUUUGCAUCUGGAAGCGCCAAACAAGCAUCAAGACUCAAUUACAAUAAUGAGCAGGCAUACAAGGAAGCAUGGCUUCCAGUCUUGAGCUUGGAGUCAGCAGUGUCUUCUGUGGAGAGUCAAGAUUCAUUGUUUGUACACAACGUGGACAUCAAGUGGCAUAAAACACAGAGCUCCAAAGGGCCUGAAGUGAAGGGGGAAUUCUCUCUUCCAAUCAGCUUUUGCAAAGAACGUCAGAUCAAGUAUUCAAACUCAUCUGCUGAUUACCUGUGCAUCAGGUACCCUGAGCUUCCCCUGCCUGAAAACACAGACCUCCAAAAGGAUGUGGCUGCUGUGGUGAAUAGUGGCCAGCCAGUUAGCUGGACAUGUCAUUGUUGGAUUACAAGCGUAAUGCCAAGGGAAAAAGAGGACAGAGUUUACAUUGAAUGUUACCUACAUAAAAGUGCAGUCCCUUUUCCAACCAUUUUUAGCCAGGCUGGAACUCCCAGCCCUCGUUGUACAGUGGAGUGGAUUCCAAGAUUUCUACCUGUCAGGAGAAUGGAAGAUGCUGUUCAAACAUUUGACAAGAAAUCUCCAAUUGCACUAGACAUUGCUGUUGGUCGAACUCCUGCUUCCCCAGCGAUUGUCUCGGACAUCCCUAAACUGACGGCAAUGCCUGUACCUGGAUUACCUCCCCCUAACAAAGUACAGAUGGCUGCAGUCACCCAAGCUCUAAGGCAACCCUUCAGCUUAAUCCAGGGCCCUCCUGGCACAGGGAAGACCAUGAUGGGCACAAGACUGGCUUAUUUGUUUGCUCAUCGUAACAGAUGUGUCAACACUGAAUCAGACAAACGACCCCAGGUUCUCUACUGCGGCCCUUCAAAUAAAUCUGUGGAUGUUGUUGCAGGUUACCUCAAAAAGCUGGGUUCCUCUUGUCCUAAGCUGGUCCGAGUGUACAGUGAGAACAUAGAGCAUAAAGAAUUCCCACUGCCUCGGGACCCCAUCCCCAUUAGGAGGCAGUCAAGUGCGGCCUCGGCGUCUGCCGACCCAACACUGAAGGACAUAGCUCUACACCACCUCAUCAGACACCCGUCCAGUGGUUACUCCAUACUGCUCCGAAUGUAUGAUGAGCAUUUUGCCAAAUGUCCAGAGGAUAUCAGUGAUGAGGAGGUGGAAGAAUAUCAUCGGCUAGUGACACAGGCAGAGAUUGCUGAGAUCAAGUCUGCCGAGAUCCUCCUCUGUACCUGCUCAGUGAGCUCCAGUCCCAGGAUGACCUAUGGCUCGAGUGUAAACCAGGUGAUCAUUGAUGAGUGUGGGAUGUGUACUGAACCUGACAGUAUGAUCCCAAUUGUCAACAGGCAUCCCAGUCAAGUCGUCCUCAUUGGUGACCACAAACAGUUACGGCCAAUCGUCGCUUCCCAGCAAGCAAGGGAUCUUGGCUUGGAGACUUCGCUAUUUGAACGUUACGCCCAGAAAGCCGUCAUGUUGACCUAUCAGUACCGUAUGCACAAGGGCGUAGCCCAGUUUCCUUCUAAUCACUUCUAUGAGGGUAAGCUGAUGUGUGGCACUCUUGCUCAAACCUAUCCAGCACAACUGAACAUCUGGCCCAAUGGCAGAGGAAGUCCGAUUGUGUUCUGCCAUGUGAAAGGGGUGGAGGAGACCCUCACAGUGAGCACAGAGGAAGGGAAUGAGCAGUCCAAGAGUAACCAGAAGGAGGCUUAUUUAGCGGUGCACAUCGUAUCUGCCCUUGUUAGACACUUCUCAGUGAAGGAGACAAGUGUAAAGGUGCUGUCACAGUACAAGGCUCAGUGUGGGGCCAUCCAGAGAGAGCUGACCAAACAGGGGCUUGACAACGCCUUGGUUGACACCGUCAUCUCCAGUCAAGGGAGUGAGUGGGAUUAUGUGAUUCUGUCCACGGUUAGGACUCUGCCCCCUGAUGAGAUUGAGCCCAGGCCUACAGAGGGAUGGAAACGCCGCCAUCUUGGUUUCAUCACAGACGAUCAUCAGAUCAACGUAGCCAUUACCAGGGCCAAGAAAGGGCUGUUUAUUAUUGGAGACAAGGAACUCCUGGAAUGCGACAGCAUGUGGAAAAAACUGAUUGCUCACUACAGAAAGACAAAGAAGCUGGUAGAAGAGACAGAACUUAGAGCUCUUCUCAGUAGACAAGGGAGAUAAUUUCACAGAACCGGAAUUACAAAACAGUGCUGGAUGUAGGACGUCCACAUGCUUAACAUGCUUAUGUUCAUUUGUAUCUGAAGCAGUAAGUUGAUGUUUUUACCUAUUACAUGUAUUUCUGUUGUAGCUGUGAAAUUUUAACUUCUUUGUAUCAAACUACAAAGUUUUCUGUAUAUACAUGUUUUUGGUGACUUGUAACUUUGCGAUUUUCGAAGUGUUAAUAUUUUUUCUCCUGGAAAUACUUAUCUCUUUUACCAGUGCAUCAUGGAGUUUUUAAAAAAGUUCUCUUAUGUUACUGACCAGUGGUCUUAGGGAAGCAAAUGUACACAGUAUGGUAUGGCUUUGACACGAUAGGUAUAUAUUAUGUACAAUAAUCAUAUGAUUUUUUGCUUUCUGCAGAGAACUAUUUUAAGAACAAUGUACUGAUAAACAUACACUAAUGACCAAAUAUAUUUUUUAGAGCUGAAAGGUGUUUUAUUGCUUUGCAGUGGUGUGGAUGUAGCGUUGUGUAUAACGUAAAACAUAAAUCUAUAAAAUUGUUUUAAAACAGAGUUAAAUAUCAGUUACUUCUUACGGCUUGUGAGGAAAAGAUUUUAUUACAGUAAAUAACAUAUUUCAUUUGUAAUGGUAUUAUGAUGUAUUGUUUAUUACCAGCCCUUUAUCCAAACAUUAAAUGGGGUUAUACAUAGUAA